Molecule: messenger RNA, 1875 nt
Organism: Solea senegalensis (Senegalese sole)
Lineage: Eukaryota; Metazoa; Chordata; Actinopteri; Pleuronectiformes; Soleidae
Gene: lrrc10
Product: leucine rich repeat containing 10
Exons: 2
Coding region: 318-1157 (279 amino acids)
Molecular function (GO): protein binding
Source: RefSeq, a predicted model, not a curated record
UUGCUAUCACUAUGAAAGUCAGGGCAAAGCUCAGAGCCACUGAGAGAUGGUGAGAGGAUAGCAUUGGGGAAUAUCUGCCCAGGGAAUACGAUUGGUUUUCAGUCCAUUAAGUUGAAUAAACAAAUGGGUUUCUGUGAAGAGUCAUGGACAUCGCAGAAAAACACUGCAAAAUCAAUAACUUGAGAGCGGUGGUGGAGGAGCAUUAAUGGGAUGCCAUUAAAUCUGCCUGAAGAUGCAAACAGCUUGGGUGAGUGCAACCCUUGGAUGGCAUUAUACUGAUGUGAAGGACCAAAAGUGAGUGAGACACAGUUAAGAAGAUGGGGAAUGCCAUGCGAGGUGUCAUUGCAUUUAUACCCUCCGAGCGUUGUCAGCGCUUCUUAGUGGGGGACCUUAAGGAAAUGCCUCUUGAUCGGACCCUGGACCUGAGCAGCCGUCAGUUGCGUCGGCUGCCUGUUGCUGCCUGUGUCUUUGAUGAACUGGUGAAGCUUUAUCUGAGUGAUAACAACCUCAGCACCUUACCUGCUGAGCUCCAGGGGUUAAGGAAGUUGCAGCUGCUGGCCCUUGACUUUAACUGCUUCGAGGAGCUCCCUGCAGCUGUCUGCAGAUUGCCACAGCUCAACAUCCUUUACCUAGGCAACAACAAGCUUUACCAACUCCCCAAUGAACUGAGUGAGCUCAAGGAACUUAAUACUCUCUGGCUAGAGACUAAUUGCUUCACUGCUUUUCCCGAAGUGGUGUGCGAGCUCUCUAAUCUCAAGACACUGCACCUUGGAUAUAACCAGAUACGGAGUUUACCAAAUGAACUAGGACAACUGGAAGAGCUCAGAAGCAUCUGGCUUGCUGGGAACCAGCUGGCAGAAUUCCCACCAGUGUUGCUGGAAAUGCAUUUUCUCGCCGUUAUUGAUGUGGAUCGUAACAAAAUACGUUACUUCCCAGGUCUGUCUCACUUGCAAGGCUUGAAACUUGUCAUAUAUGACCACAACCCCUGCAUUAACGCCCCUGUUGUAGGGGAGGGAGUAAGAAGAGUGGGACGCUGGGCAGAUUGUGCCAAUGACGAGCCGGAAGAGGACGGGUCAAAAGCCGUCAGUGAGACUACGGCCGAGGGCAUGGAGGUACAGCCCGAGGAGAAGAACGACAUUCAGGGUCAAGAAGCAUGACCUUCAGCUGUGGUGGCCAGCAAAGGAUGGCAUUCAAGUGGAGCACUUAAAGGCGAUGAGUGUGUUGUACAUCAAGCUGAUGGUUUUAGUUCCAUAUUUGGUAAAACCAGUCACAUGAGCUUUGAUAAGAGAUGUUAAGUAAUAAACAGUCCUGUGUGUUGCCUGUGUGAAAGGAUAUUUGAUUCUUGAAAUUAAAAUAUGUUAAAUAUGUGCGGUUACAUUGCUCUCAAUCUUCACAAAAAAAACACAUCAGUUUCUUAUUUUGCUAUUUUAUCUAACUGUGCAAGACAAUCAUAUGUACGUGUAGUAAGGGAGUAGUGAACCACAUAUCCAUGUACUGGUGUGUUUGCAGAGUAUUACAGAACAGCAUCCAUAGUGAAUGCUGCAGGGAGUUGUUGGGUGGGUCAUUAAUGGAUUUGCUCAGUUCCAGAAAAACCUGAUUCAGAAGCACAAUUUAAUCAUUUAAAUCAACAGAAAAGGAGCAUUUCUUUGUUCAAGCAGAGUGUAAGAUAAUAUCUGUACCUGCUCAGGCUAAAUGUGUGCUUUUUAAUACAAGUGAUGGAUGGUUUAAGUCAAUUAGUGCACUCCUUAUCCAGACCAAUGCAUAAUUCAUCUGACAGAUUGGGGCCAUGGCUUUGAAUUAAGGCUGGUAUUGGGUCUUAAUAUCAUUGCCAUACAAUUCUGGUUUGAAACAGAAAAUAAAUGUUGCUUUCAAAUA